Messenger RNA from Gasterosteus aculeatus aculeatus (three-spined stickleback), 15653 nucleotides. The record is from RefSeq and is a predicted model, not a curated record. Lineage: Eukaryota; Metazoa; Chordata; Actinopteri; Perciformes; Gasterosteidae.
AACGCGCCUGCUCCGUGCGGGGAUGCUGAAUUGUAGGCGAUGAUGGCGGAAGAGGAGCAGCGCUGAGUUUCAUCUGAGUUUUUACCACAGCUGUAGAACCAUCUACAACACCGUUUCUCUCCGUCGACACCUAUACCGAGGCGAUGGGGAACGAGGCCAGCAUGGAAGGGGAGGGACAAGCGGGACAGCCCGGUGCCGCCGUCCCUCCGGCGGGGGCUCCGGCUUCCAUUUCAGCACCGCCGGACUCUGGACAGCUCAUCAAGCCCAGCAACGGAGCGCCGGCCGGAGGAAGUGGGGCUGGACCCGGGCCGGGGAUUAACAGACCGCCCCCCUCCGACCCGGGACCGAAAGCAGGAGUCCAGAGUGGUCAUGGCACGGGGGACAGGUUGGCCUCCCACGAAACCCGACAGCACGCCGCGCCGCAAGCAGAGCAGGGCCACGUGUCCAGGAAGAGUCUGCACGUGGACGUGGGGAGCAGCAGGACUGGGCGGUCCCCCUCCGUGUCCCCGGACCGAGGCAGCGUCCCCAGCUCUCCUUACUCCGUGCCACAAAUUGCACCCAUGCCCAGCAGCAAACUGUGCCCCGUCUGCAAAACCACCGACCUGAUGGGCACCGGGGACGACAAGCCCACCUUCAACACCUGCACGCAGUGCUGCUCCAUGGUGUGCACACAGUGUGGUUUCAACCCCAACCCUCACCUCACCGAGGUUCAGGAGUGGCUCUGCUUGAACUGUCAGAUGCAGAGAGCGUUGGGGAUGGACAUGACCACACCACGCUCCAAGAGUCAGCAACAGAUACACUCUCCUUCUCAUGCAGCCAAACCAGAACUUAAACCUGAUGCUUCAAAUCUGCCUGAAACCCAGACACAUUCCCGUCCUCAAACCCAGCCUCCAGCGCAGGACCAUCUAGGGCAGGCCCAUCAUCCAGGGCAGGCUCACCCUCCAGGUCAGGCUCACCCACCCGGGCAGGCUCACCCUCCAGGACAGGCACACCCACCAGGGCAGGCUCACCCACCCGGGCAGGCUCACCCUCCAGGGCAGGCCCAUCAUCCAGGACAGGCUCACCCUCCAGGGCAGGCUCACCCUCCAGGGCAGGCCCAUCAUCCAGGACAGACUCACCCACCAGGGCAGGCCCAUCAUCCAGGACAGGCUCACCCACCAGGGCAGGCCCAUCAUCCAGGACAGGCUCACCCUCCAGGGCAGGCCCAUCAUCCAGGACAGGCUCACCCUCCAGGGCAGGCCCAUCAUCCAGGGCAGGCUCAUCAUCCAGGGCAGGCUCACCCUCCAGGGCAGGCCCAUUCAUCACCUGGCUUUGUCAAACAAGCAGGUCCAGCUGGCCCAGGUCAGCAACAAAUAAAGCUCCCUCCAGGGGCAGUUGCUCUCCCCGGCAUGGCCAAAGCCCCUUCCCAGCCUGAUCUGUCCCGCAACUCUCCUGCCCACCAACCCCAACCCCCCCGCCACGACCAGACUCGAAGUGCAGGGAGCUCUCCGUCGCGGCAGCCCCCACCUCCAGAGCAGACAUUCGGGAAGCUGUUUGGCUUUGGUGCUUCUCUCCUCAACCAGGCCAGCACUCUUAUAUCUGAGACUACUCAACCACAACAACAGCCCCCCAAAACAGCCCCCAAACCAGUAGGACCCGUAGGUCCGGGUCCUGGGGCGGGUAAAGCCUCAGGAGCUCCGCCUGCACAGCAGGGGCCUCGAGCACAUGCUCAACAGCAACAACAGAACGCCCCCAUGGAUUCCACCAAACCCAAAGCUUGUUGUCCUCUCUGCAAGACUGACCUCAACAUCGGCAACACAGCGGAGCAACCCAACUACAACACCUGCACACAGUGCCACCAUCAAGUGUGCAACAUGUGUGGAUUCAAUCCCACGCCACACUUAGUCGAGAAGAAAGAAUGGCUGUGCUUGAACUGCCAGACGCAGAGGGCUCUGUCAGGAAGCCUGGGAGAUGCUGCAGCUCCUGUUGCACAGCCUUUGGGAUCCCCCCGGCCACCUGCCACAGCCAAUCAACAACCACCUCAGCAGAAAGGGCCAAAUCAGCUUUUAGGGCCUAGGCCCACAGGUCCUCAACAACAACAGAAACCACCGGGUCCCCAAGUAAGUGGCCCUGUCUCUCCUGUGAAACAUGCUGGACCUGCCCCUCAUACGAAGGGGCCCAGCCAAGCUCUCCCUCAAACCAAGGGCUCUGCCCAACCCGGUUCCCAAAAUAAGGGUCCAAAUCAACAACCUUCCCAAACUAAGGGUCCAUCACAACCCUCAGCUCAGAGUAAGGGACCUCAAAGCAAAGGUCCUAAUCAAUCACAAGGUCAGAGUAAAGGCCCUGUUCAGUCCUCUAACCAAAUGAAGGGCCAGGGCCAGGCCAAAGGGCCCACUCAGACAAAGGGAUCUGCUCAGCCAUCUGCUCAGACUAAGGGCCCUUCUCAUCCUCCCGGGGCCAAGGCCCCCCCUGGUAAAGCCACACCCAACCAUGCCAAGGCCUCUCCCACCCCAUCAAAAACAACACCUGCUCAGUCUAAACCCACAGGUAACAACCAGGGCCGCAAACAGCCCCAGGAGAAGGCCAAAGUCGCAUCCAAAACUGUAAAAGAAGACGUCAAGGCCUCCCCGAAGAAGAUACUAUCAGAGACUAUCACUUCGACCAAAGACAUGAAGAUAGCUGAAGAUACACAGAAGUCAAGACACCAUGAAGAUUACAAUAAAUCAAGUACGAGUCUAAGUGACACUGGAUACUCCUCUGAUGGGAUCUCGAGCUGUCAUGGGGAGAUAACAGGACAGAUCCGGGAAGAAGGAAUCCAGCUCAGUGAAAAAGGGGCUUCCAUCCCCUCGGAAAUCACCAAGCUUGAGAGCUCAAUGAAGCCUCUACUAGAGUCUAAGACUUCAGACCAGAAACACAGGCCACAUUCACUGUCUGUCGGACAGGGCCGGGACUACAAUCCUGAUGACGAGGCAGCAAGGGAUGAAUCAGAAGAUGAACUCAGUUGUAAGCUUCGCCACGAUUAUGUCGAGGACAGCAGUGAAAGUGGUCUGUCCCCAUUGCCAGUAAGACAGAAGAAGUCACAUAAAGAUUUAACCGAUGAGGAAUUCAUGAGGAGGCAAAUCCUGGAGAUGAGUGCGGAUGAAGAGGAGAUGGAAGAACACGGAAACCAGAAAAGUAAAAGGGUACAUAAAACUGGUGGGGAUUUAAGCAAGGAGAGGCGACGACUCGCUCACCAAUCAAAUAGUUUUGAGGAGGACACCAAGCCAACGGAGGCAAAUGAAGAGGAAGAUGUAGUAAUGGCCGGUGGCCUUCGCCGUUUUAAGACCAUUGAGCUGAAUAACACAAACAGCUACAACCGAGACAUGGAGCUCAGCACCGAACAUGACCUACGAGAACCUGAGCUAGAGAUGGAAAGUUUGACUGGUUCUCCUGAAGAGCGUUCCAAGGGAGACUAUUCAUCCACCCUACCUGCCACCACACCCAGCUACACCUCUGGAACAUCGCCCACGUCUGUGUCCUCCAUGGAGGACGACAGUGACAGCAGCCCCAGUCGUAGGGCAAGACUAGAGGAGGCAAAGCAGCAGAGGAAGGCUCGACAUCGGUCGCAUGGGCCCCUGCUGCCCACUAUCGAAGACUCGUCUGAGGAGGAUGAGCUCAGAGAGGAGGAAGAACUUCUUCGAGAACAAGAGCAGAUGAGAGAUUUAGAGCAACAAAGGAUACGAAGUACCGCUCGAAAAACAAAGAGGGAUAAAGAGGAGUUACGGGCACAAAGACGCAGGGAAAGAUCCAAAACCCCCCCCAGUAAUCUCUCACCCAUUGAAGAUGCAUCGCCAACAGAGGAGCUGAGGCAGGCGGCAGAGAUGGAGGAGCUUCACAGAUCAUCAUGUUCUGAAUACUCACCAUCUAUGGAUUCAGAGGCAGAGGGCUUUGAGAUGAUUGGUGGAAAGCUUUACAAAUCUGGAAAUGAAUAUAACCUUCCAACCUUCACGUCACUCUACUCCCCCACAGAAAAGACAUCAUUGAUAUCACCAUCUGAUAAAACUUUAAAAAGUGCAGAGGAGGUCUAUGAGGAGAUGAUGAAGAAAGCACAGCUCAUGCAGAGGCAGAAAGGUACCUCUCAGCCGGACAGUAAACAUCACCUUGAAGCAGCAGGAACUGUAUUGACGCCUGGCUCAAGCCCAACACAGGUUACCGCCCCUAUGUCCUUCCCCACAACAGGGAGUGAUCCAAGAAUUCCAGGAAUGCAUGCAGCACAGCACCUAUCUAAAGAAACGCAAAAUAGGAUGAUGACACAGAGUGCCAAAAUUGAAGGAGUUGUUGGAGUUGCCACAACAAAAGCCCAAGUCAGUCAGACUGCCACAACUAGACAGGCAGGUAGCACAGUGCCUGGUGGCAACAGAGGAGGCUCCCAUAGACCAACACAGGCAUCACCUGACUCUGCAGCAUCCUCCCUAACCUCCAAAGUCUUCUCCCUAUUCAAAGGGCCCAGCCCCCCGGUAUCUCCCAAUGCUUCUCCAGCACAAAGCCCAACGCAUAUGUCAUCUGUGAGAUCCACUGGUGGGAGUGGCAGGCAGCUGCCAUCUUUACCUGGUGGUCCCACAUCAGCUACAGCAUCCCAUGGAGCUCAGGCACCUCAAAGAGCAACUUCACCGCGUCUAGCACGGCAACAGUCCUCUCGUGAUUCGCCAGCUAUGGUGAUAACUCUAGCCUCAGACACAACCAGUCCCGCCAAGCCAUUGACUGUUAAUUCUUCCACUUCCCCUUUGUCAUCACCAACACAGGUCAGUUGUAAAACCUUGUAUAGCACCCAGCCCUCUUCGACAAGUUCCCCAACAUCACCACAAAUGCAUCCAUCACAACAGUCUCCUAAACAUUCUUCACAGAUGGGAAAACAUAUCUCUGUGUAAAAUUUCAAUAUUUCAGGCUCCUCAAUGGGUUGUGGGGUCAAGGUUCAAACACAUCAAAUCUCUAAUGUGGUGGAUCUGAGAGCUCCAGUGAGGCCUGCUCCAAUUAUAAUGACGGAUCAGGGAAUGGACCUAACAUCUCUUGCCUCUGAUGCAAGGAGAUACUCUUUAGGAGCAGAGCAGCCAUCUGGUCGACACACAGCGGUGCAACCUCUUAUUAUGAACCUGAAUGCACAAGAGCAACCGUACAUAUCCGUAUCAACACCCACUACGGUCAGCGUCACGGUUGCAGGAUCUAUGUUCAUGUCCCAACCCAAGCAUCAAGUUGUGUAUGGAGAUCCUUUGCAACACCGUGUGGAUUUGGGGCAGGGUGUUGGAUCAGCUGUGUGUUUAUCCCAGAACAAGCCUCCCAUUACAGACCCAUCUAUUCCAAAAAUUGACGCCUGUCUGGAGAAUCUGGGUAUACAACAGCAUCAACUGCAGCUACAGCAGCAGAAGCUCCUGCAGCAGCAACAGCUUCUUGAGCAGCAGCUCCAGCAGCACCAUCAGCAAUCCUCUUUUGCACGUUACAAUUUAGCUAAUCAGGUCCAGCCAACCCUAAUGAAAAAAGACCUUGUAGUCAGCCAGACAAGUAGUGGCCAGCCUGCAGUGACUGCUAGUGCCAUUCCUAGAGUAUCCCCCUUGGUUCCACCACCAGUGUCUGGAGCUCCAGCUUCUAACACUCCCCUUGAGGUCUAUAGUGGAGUUGCCUUAGAACUGAAAAACAAGCCAACAGUAAUGAACUUGUCCACUGGUAAGCCCCAUGUCAUGAUGGUACAACUUGAUGAAAAUAAACCAUCACAUGGGGGUACAGUGACUCAGCUUGUUAAAGAGGAACCCCCUCUUCCUCCUCAGGUCUUGGAUCUCACUGGACAGAUCAAACCAGAAAACCAGGUGGCUUGCUGUGAUGUUGUUUACAAAUUGCCCUUUGCUGGUUCCUGUUCAGGGUCAUUCAAUCAGAAGCCUCCAACGAUAUCAUCAGAUAAAACCCCAACCCCUGAAUCCUCUCAAGCCGCUUACCCUCCCCAUCCACCACACUACAAUAUCAUCCAACAACAGCAAAAACAACAUCAGCCUCAACCUACACAAAGAGUAACAGAGGAACAUAAACCAUAUCUACCACCUGUGGGCUCCUCAGGGAGAAUUCAGCCUUCCAUGUCUGACAGUAAUCUUCCCUCCGUGACUGAUGCUGGUCACUAUCAGACUAACAUUCAGGGGGGUCUGGCAGUAGAUCUUAGCAGCAUGAAUCAGGCUUAUGAUGGUGGCUACCUUGGCAUUGGAGCACAAUAUGGAUCUUACACAGAUUUGCGUCAGCAAGCAGAUAUCACUGGUCCUUCAUUACCCCUUCGCCGAUAUGGCUCCAUGUCAAAUAUCAAUUCCGACUAUGUCUACAAUUCACGUGACCAAACAGGAUCACAAGACUCUAAUCUGGCUCAAUAUAGUGCAACCACUGCAAGGGAGAUCAGUCGCAUGUGUGCAGCUCUAAACUCUGGGGACCAGUUUGGGAGUCGGUAUGGAAAUAUCCCUGAACUUCUACCAUAUGGGGCAGGAAGGGCUGGAUCUUUAGGUAGGUUAAAUCUCCAGCAAAGCUUAGCAACAAUUCGAGCGAACCUACUGUAUGGUCCAGAUGGAAGACCUACAGCAAAUGGCCAAACACUAACUAACCUAAUAAAUGCUAGACAAGCAAGUAUACGCGCCUUGUACCCUGCUGCUAUGAGAGGAGGUGAUGGCAUGAUAUAUUCCACCAUCAACACUCCCAUAGCCUCCACCUUGCCAAUUACCACCCAGCCUUCCUCAGUCCUGCAUCCCGUACCAAGAGGAAUUUACAGACCAUACCCGACAGGUGUAACUGCAGUACCAUUGGCUAGCCUUACCAGGUUGCCUCAAGUGACUCCAAGAAUGCCCUUAUCCACACAGGGGCCAUAUUCCUACCCUACUCCAAACCAGUAUCCUACUUCAGCCACACCAUCAGGAAGUGUGCCUGAAGCAAGCAGCUCCCACCAGGAAACUCCUGUGUACCUUGGAAGGCCCAUAACAACAGUUUCUGCUCAAACAGUUGCAACCAUUCCACCAACCCAACAUGCAGCACAGCUAGGAGCACAAAAUGUACUAGCAACUGGUAUGCAAAACCCCGCAAAUCAACAGACAGACCACACACAGCUUAGCUCGCAGAGUGUUUCUCCAUUCUCUCAAGCUCAAGGCCAACCUCCAACUGUUAAGCCAUUGCAGGUUCAAAUGCAGCCACAACAGUUACCUGCUCAAACAGAAGCUUUAUCUUUGACUCAAACCCAACCUCAAAUUCAACCCAUCAGUCAACCUCAACCAUUAGCUCUGCCACAGGGUCAGCCCCAAGGGACAGUCCACGGCGCUGCCCUACCGCCGAGCUCUGCAAUUUCUCCUCCCGUGGAUGCAAUGAAAAGUAAAGACGAUGAAAGACUCAGUCAACAACAAGAGCAUGUGCUGAAUCUAGAGCGAGAGCGCGUAGAACUGGAGAAAUUACGCCAGCUGCGCCUGCACGAGGAGCUUGAAAGAGAUCGUGUGGAGCUUCAGCGUCACAGAGAAAAAGAACAACUAAUUGUUCAGCGUGAAAUUCAAGAGCUCCAGACGAUCAAGCAGCUCCUACACCAACAGCAGACAGAGCGGGAGACACAGCUCAUUAUGCAAAGAGAACAACUGGCCCAGCAGAGAAUGCAGCUUGAACUUCAGUCUUUGCAGCACCAGCUCCAGCAGCAGUUGGAGGAGCAAAAAAGACAAAAGACAGCUGCAGUGGAAGCAGCAGCUACUGCUGCAGCAGCAGAGGCAGCCGCCGCAUCGGCAGUGGCGGCAGCAGCAGCCACUACUGCCCAAGGUGCUAAACAAGGGGUGGUUGUUGGUACAGCGCCCCCUCAGGGGUUUAUCAUUUGUGACCAGAGUGGUAGAGUUAUUCAACAAGAUGGACAGAGCGUUCAAUUUUGGCAGGACGGACAAGUGGUCCAGGCUAUGGUGGCUGCUCGACCCAUUCAUAGUUCUGCCUGAAUGUCUUUGAGAAGCAGUGACAAACAGACUGAUUCCAAGAUGAUGAAAAAGCAGAACUCCAUGCCUCGUCUGAGGGAUGGUACAGAGGACGACUCUCUGAGAAAGAUUACAGACAGCUGUGUGCAAACAGAUGAUGAAGAUGGAGAGGAUAGAUUCAUGAACAGGCGUAGAAGAACACGGCGGAUUGCCGACAGCAGUGUGCAAACUGAUGAGGAGGACCAGGGAGAAUGGGAGCAGCAGCCAGUAAGGCGCAGGAGAUCCCGUGUUUCCAAGCACUCUGAGUCCAGUGGGGAGGCUAAAUCAGAAGGGUCAUCUAAAGUGGCUUCUGCAAGUAUAGCCAUUCAGACCACAAAUGAUUCAUCAUGCCAAACAGAGCCCGACCAACUAAGCAGGAAUUCUCCUGCAAUCCACAUUACAAUGGCAGAGACCUCAAAGGUUGACCUGUUACAUUACAUAGCAGCCCCGGAAAGGACCAACAAAGGAGAGAGUUUGGCCUGCCAGACCGAACCAGAGUCUCAGUUUCAUGGUGUUGUCGCCCCUCAGCUAAGUGUCCCUACAACUAUUAAUCCGUACUCAACAAGUCUGCAUAUAGUAGGUGCAAAUGCAUCAGAACCAACCUCACCUAGACACCAAGGAGUAGUUAAGUUUGAGAGGAGGAAACCAGACCCCUUGGAAAUUGGAUAUCAACAAAAUGAGUCUCCAUCUCGACAGCCCCCCAAAUCUCCCCAGGUGCUAUACUCCCCCGUAUCUCCAUUGUCUCCUCAUCGCAUGCUGGAGACAACAUUUGCCUCCCAGGAGAAACUCAAUAAGGCCCACGUUACACCUCAGCAGAAAGCUUUUACUACUGAAUCCCCCCAACGUCACCAGACCCUACCAAGACCCAUUAAAAGUGUGCAGCGCUCCAUGUCGGAUCCCAAGCCUCUAAGUCCCACAUCAGAGGACCCUGCCAAGAACAGGUUCUCCCCAUAUCAUCAGCAAGCUGUUUCCAACAGUCAGAUGGCCUCUCUGCAGCAGCAGCAGAACGCUCUGAUGAGGAAAAUAAAGAGGACUCUCCCAAGCCCCCCUCCAGAGGAGACUUCGCUCCCCAUUGUUACUCCAGCACAAAUGUACAGCUCCCCCGGCAUGCCACAGAGGGUCCUACCCAGACCCGCCCAGGGAGUCACGAAGGCUGGCCUGCUCAGUGAACUGAAAGCUGUGGAACAAGAGUCAUCAAAGCUUCGAAAGCAGCAGGCUGAACUGGAGGAAGAAGAGAAAGAGAUUGACGCCAAGCUACGUUACUUGGAGCUAGGCAUCACCCAACGUAAGGAGACCAUGGUAAAGGAUAGGGAAAGGAGAGAGCUUGCUUACAUGAGAUGUAUGGGUGAUGCUCGGGACUACAUGUCAGACAGUGAGCUCAAUAACCUCAGGAUGGUAGCUGCAACAGGAACCUUCGAUGCUAAUAGUCUGUUAACGAGGCCCAGCACUGCACCAUUAAGCCAAUUUGCAAACGACCUCAAUGUUACCUCCCAGUAUCCCUCAACCUCAUCCUAUAUGUCUUACCCAUACCCUCAAGUUCAGCCAUCAACACAGCAGCCAGGCUCUGCUUACCAACAGAUAGGCUUCCAACCUCCUCAAUACCCUUCGUCCUCAGCUCCCCAGCCAGGAACAUUCCAGCCCCAUCCCCCACCAGGCCCUGGCUACCAGAACCAGGGAACUUAUUCCAAUCGCAUGUACGCCCAGCCGUCCUACCAGACAGACCUUGGUAUGCAGCAGCAUGGUAAUCAGGGCUUCCAUCCCUCUGGUCAGCCAAUGCCUAGCCAGAACCUUCCUUACCCCAGCCACAGCUCCUACCAACCUGCUCUCUCCUACCAGCCCCAGGCAGACAUCCUAACAGUCCAUCAAAGACCACGUCAAACCUCUUUGGCUGACUUAGAGCAAAAACUCCCCACAAACUAUGAAGUCAUUAGCAACCCAGCAGUGUCAGUGGCCACAUCAGUUCCAGAUAGCAACUUUGGCUCAGUCUACAGCAACGCAUAUGGACAGUAUCGCCCCCCGGAGCACGGCCUUCCUCACUCAGUGGAGAGUCCCCCAUCUGCUUAUUCUUCAGAUGGAGUAUAUGCCUCUAACCUGGAGCAGAAUAUUCCUAGAAACUAUGUCAUGAUUGAUGACAUCAGUGAGUUGACAAAAGAUAACGCCAGCCAAUCUACGGAUGCUCAAGGCCAUCCUGUGGGAGGGCGGUAUCGCAAUGAGAAUGGUCCUGCACGUGGGAGUGCUUACAGUAGACCUGAAGAUGAGCCCGUGGAUGGCUAUGGCAGACCUAGUGGAACAACAGGGUACCAGAAUACAGUGGACAGUCGCCCAAGCACCACAGUGAGUGGGGGCUCCUCCUACUACUAUGAUGAUUAUAAACACCCAUCAAGAAGCGGCUCCAGUAGCCAUAAACUUGCACCCAAGAACCUUGCCCCUGCUGUAGUCUCUUCUAAACGUAGUAAGCACAGGAAGCAGGGAAUGGAACAGAAGAUUUCUAAAUUCUCCCCUAUUGAGGAAGCAAGGGACGUGGAGUCUGACCUGGCCUCUUACACAAUGACAACAUCAACAGGAGGCAGCUGUACAGUCGUGUCAAGAUCGAAGAAGCUUCAGGACGAUGCCACCUACGGGAUAAAGAAGAAUACAUAUGACCAACAAAAAUAUUACGGCACCAGUCGUGAUGGUCUUGAGGAGGAGGACCGCAUGUACAGCUCUGGCAGAUCCAGGUCUACCGGAUAUGGUAUGGACAAAAUAUCCUCAAGGGAUGCCACAGGACACAGAAGUAAAUCCUACGAAAGGGACGCCAUGGAGCGGUCUCAAAGGAGCAGUCGCAGUGGAAGGCCUCCAAUGCGCAGCCAGAAUUCAGAAGAGGAGAGUCCAAUCAGUCCUGUUGGGAAGCCUGUAGGCAUGGGAGGAGGCUCUGGAAUACCAGAAGCCCAUGAUGUGAGGAACCAGUAUGGCUCCAGCCAUUCGUUGCCAGAUGUGCAGGACCAUCACAAGAAGGACCAGCCCAGGAGUCAAGUCUAUAAACCAGAUGACCCUUACCUCGUUGAUGACAUGCACUGUGCUGUUUCUGACAGUGAAGCCUAUCAUUUGGGCCAAGAGGAGACUGAUUGGUUUGAGAAGCCACGGGAAGCCCGUUCUGAUCGCUCAAGACAUCACGGAGUUCACUCAUCGACUGGUAGGCGUAGUAAACACACAUACCAUGAUUAUGACGAACCUCCGGAAGAAUACUGUCCCCAGGAUGAGUACAACCAGCAACAACGCCAUCCUUCCUCCACAACGCCACGGGAUCACCGUCCGCACGGCGGCAGCUCUGGCAGACACAGCUCAUCUCGCCACACCUCAGAGGAUCCCAGGUCAACCCGUUCUUCCAGAACACACCCCAAAGACCCUUCCGUUCGCUCUGAUGGCCGAGGCUCCUCGUCUACACAGAGAAGGAAUGGUCCGGACUCCCGCUCCGCCCAGGGAAGCCCCCGAAACUCAGGGGACUUCUCCCGGGAUCCGGCCUCUGGUCAUCAUCACGGCACGGCUGGACGGAGCCAGAGACCCCAAGGAGAUCGCACAACACCCAGAAGGCAGGAGCCCUCAACAGCGGGGCCUAAAGCUCAGCAGCAGCAGCAGCAGCCGCAGCCGCCCUCUCACGGUCAUGCUGGGCAGCAACGGUCAGGUGGUCCGGGCCAGUCGGGGCGACAUCCAGGCUCUGAACCACUUGAUGUUACCCAGCAGGCCCAGCAACAACAUCCGCAGAGUGCACCACCACCACAACAACAACAACAACAACAGCAGCAGCAGCAACCCCUCCCGCACAGCCAAACCCCUCAGAGCAGCCAGCCUACAUCAACCACAGCGGGGGCUGGACCGGCGCAGCCCCAACCCAAAUCUGGCCAAGCCCCACUGGGACGACAGCCAGGAGUAGGGUCUGUGGCAGGGCAACCAGCUACUACAGCAAAAAUGGAGGCUAUUCCUCCAGCAGCAGCAGCAGCAGCAGCAACUGGAAUGAAACCAACAACAGGAGUCCCAACAGCAACUCAGCCCACCAAAAUAGCUACACCUCCUCUUGUAGGCAUUGGGUCCAAGGCCCCUGUUGGGAUCGGUAGUAAACCCGUAGCUAUAGGCAGCGCCGCUGCCGGACAACCACCCGCUGAAGGGGAAAAUGUUCUCACCAAAAUCCUGCAAGGAGGGGCAGCAGAACAAGCAGGGAAACUGGGCGAUGCUUUGUCUGGCUUUGGAAAGAAAUUCACUUCAUUGUGGUGAACUGGAGAGAUGAGGGCUAUGCAGAGUUGAAAUGAGAUGGAUUCAUAACUUUGUACUUGAAAAACCUAUGAACUGCAAUAAAUAAUUUCACAUUAACGAAUAGAGGGAGACAGAUCCUGCGUGCACCAAGCUGGAAUCAAAGGAUGCCUUGUCAGCAGGGAAUUCCCCAGACAUUCCUCAGACACGACUGAAGUGAAUUAGAUAAAGGCGAUUGCAUCAUCAGCACGGUGGACAUGAGCAAAGGGCCGGAGAGGCCUGAGAGUAAGUGGAGGCCUUGACAGAGUCCCAGAAUGAUGAUUGUCAAGACGUCUGAGGCCUUAUUGGCCUAAUUGAGGACAUCAACGGUCAAUAAUAGGGAUGUGGAGAAGCAUAGGAGAGGUGGGGAAGGAGGAUUCAAGACCCGCUCCCCUUCCUUCUCCUUGGGAUCUGUGUGACACUAAAAGGCCCACUCUUCUUUCAAACAGCUCGAUAAAGGAAAUAUCACAGCGCCCUCUAUAGGAAAUCUAAUGGAUUAUCACUUGUGUCUGAGGAGUGCACAUCUGGCAAGGAUAUUGAUUCAACAUUGUGAAAAAAAAAGGAAUAAGAUAGAUUUUCAUAGGUUUUUCUUGUAUCAAAGAUACUGAUAUCUGUCCAUGAUGAAACCACUUCCUGAGGUAGAUGAGGUGUAUCAAGACACCCAACCCGACCACUCCACUACGAUCUUUGAAUGCUUGGUUUCUCGGAUCUCUAAAGUACAUUCCAGUAUAGGGUAUUUUACCCUUUAUUUGAAUGUGUUUUUAUUUCUCCUUUUUUUAAUUCGAUGUCUACAGAAUGCAUUGUAUACAUGUGGACAUAAGAAUGCACGCACAAAUGUUUGAAAAACUGAAGAAAAAAAAGAAAUCCAUAUUAAUACUUUUUCACCACCUAUGAAAUACCACCAGUCAUCAGCUGUAGGUUUUUAGGGAAGAGAAGUACUACCAGUGUGCCCACAAGUGUGAGAUUCACACAGACGAGAGGACCAAAUGAAAGAGUGGCCACGGCUCUUAAUCAGCCAUUGCAAAGCCAUCGUUGUAGUCAGCUGUCUGCAACGCUCCGAGGCUGACUUUAAAAAGGAUAAAGCCUCAGAGUGGAAUUUAUCCUUUUUAUUGAUUUGUCUCAUCUUUUAGUUUCUUUUCAUUUUUGCCUGAUAUUUACGGAAUGGAAGAGCCUUAUUCAGUACAUGUUUUUACUUGUAUACCUCAUAUGUUUUAAAAUGUCCAGGUCAUCAUUCAUUUCUUUUUACACAACUGUAUUCUAUUGUAUGUACAUAAACAAACCAGAGAUCUAAUUAUGUAAAUUUGUCAUUUGUGCAUUUACGGAUCACUUUCCAGUGACGUUGUUGUUUGUUAAUAUUUCUUUGGUAAAACUUUAUAUUUUGAAUUUUUUUAAUUUGUUUUAAUGUUUUCUUGCAUCAAAUCAUUUGCUUGUUGAUUUUUUAAAAAGCAAUAGCAUGCAGAUAAUGGUAUAUAGCACAAUCGUAUAAAUGUUGUUUAAAUCAGUGAUGGGAAAUAUCAAACACUUCUGUCGAUCAAUAGACGUAUAAAAUAUGUCAGAGGGUUUACAACCACAGUACCGUGUUCAUACGUGCAUGUGAUGUGCAAAUGCAUAAGAGCAUGCAGUCAGGUACGAACACACACACUCACACCGUCUCUCUCUCCCCCCCUCUCUCUCUCUCUCUCUCUCUAACUCUUGCCAACACAUAUGCCCCACACAUGUACUCUACACAUCGCACACUCUUGUUACACCUCCGAGCCAAGUUUAAUUGUGUUCUCCACCGAAUAGAGACGUUAACCUCCUGCUGAUUAAUGAGGUUACCGAUUCACCACCAAGAUGAUCUCACUAACACGCUGGGCCCACUGCCUCUAUUUGUGCACAGACAACCACGAACACGUGCUUAAGAUAUAGCAGCGGAUGAAAGCAAUUAUCAAUUCAAAUGUUCUAUGCAAUGACUCAUUUUGAACCUGGAAGUGAUUCUGCCUAAAACAGUUUGUUUUCAUCACUGUGUUCACAAGAAAACAACAAAAAUAUAAACUAAGGUAGUUAAAAAAAAUAAUGUCAUGAAAAUGUUUUUACUUAGCAACUUGUCUGUACGAAUUUGAAUAUUGAACUGUUGUUUUUAUUUCUGUGGCAUGUUUUGACCCCUCAUUCCCCGCACAGGGACUUGUUGCCAAAGGGUGAACUGUGUAGACUGUCGGUUUGAAUGUCCACCAUCAUGUUGCUUUGAAGCAUGUGUUCGCUUGGCUUUGUCUGGCUGUUUGCAAGCCUUCAUUCAGUUUUUGUGCAUUCUGGCUGACCUGGGCUCCUCAGUGUUUGGCUUGCAGUGACUGUCUGUGCUGCUAUGAACCUGUAAUACAGAUGGUCAGCACUUCUCAUUAAUACUUGUUCGUGUACAUAUUGGGUGUCAGUAUAACCUGUGGGUUGAAUGGAAUGCUUCUAUUGGAUAUUUCAUUGUUGAUUAAGCCACUCUGCGGCCAAGACGUUGGAGAGGUGCAUGAUUAGAUCUUUUAUUCUUGGAAGUUGCACCUGAGUAGAAAAAGGCUGAGGCAUGAUUUCACCGAGGUUUGCCUAACAAACCCUGACUUUCACAGGCCUACGUAGAGAAUAUUGAUGAGCUAAAUCUACAGCCGGGGCAUGUCAUUUUCAAAGCGCAGGCCUAACAGGCAGCACUUGCUGCCCGAUGAGACGCAUAAAUACGGAGGUUGCGUAACACUACCUGCAACUAAACAGUGCGAGAUCAAUAUCAAAGUUGAAAACGCGUCUGGUCAAGAUGAAGUGCAAGGGACAAAAAAAGCCUUCGAUGCAGAGAGAAACACUUCUUACAUACAAAUGUAAAUACAAAUUCUUUGUUCUGUACAGCUUUUGAGUUCUGAGUACGGCUGUCAUGUGCAUCCCCAUGCCGUAUUUGCUGCCAACUUUUGUGUAUAAAAAGAAUAUUUACUACCACAAUAAUGAUGGUGAAACUAAUGAUGAUGAUGAUUAUUAUUGCAUAAGCAUAAAGUAUGUGGCUGACUUGUAUUGACUGUUUACAACAGUGGAACAGAACUCGUCUUCAGAAAAAUACCCAGUCUGUGUAUAGUUUCUAUACAUAUUGUGCUUGUAAAACAAGAAGAAAGAACCUCCUCAGCAACUGCAUAACUGAAAUCCUUUGUCAGAUCAGGAGGUCUUCAAUUUGAUGGAUAUGAUCUGCAAGGGGAUGAGGGUAAAUGGAAGCAAAAAAAUGAAAUAAAAAAAUCUGGAAAAUGUCAUUCACUGUUGUAAGUGCAAUGGGCAAAAACGUCAGUCGUGUAUCCAUUGUGAAACCUUGUGUUCUAUUCAGUGUAUUCCUGUAAACAGAGUAAAUUUUGGUGCAUCAUGUCAAGUAAUGUGAUUAAUGAAAAUAUUGACCCUGCAAUUUCCAAACAGAGAGAAGAAUAAAAAGAAAAGGAAUAUAUUGUG